Messenger RNA from Melanaphis sacchari, 1182 nucleotides. RefSeq lists its product as uncharacterized. NCBI's taxonomy places the organism in Eukaryota, Metazoa, Arthropoda, Insecta, Hemiptera, Aphididae. The record is from RefSeq and is a predicted model, not a curated record. The transcript is spliced from 2 exons. The coding region runs from base 1 to 1182 and encodes 393 amino acids.
AUGUACAAGAGAAUAAAGGGCAUAAAAGGAGAUUUUAACAAGAAAGAACGUUUUUUCAAAGAUGAUGAUGGAAUGUUAAUAACUACAGAAAAAGAAAUAGCUGAAAAAUGGAGAAAGUAUUUUAAAGGACUAUUAAACUGUGAGGAACCAACCGAAAAGUUCCCUUUUAAUAUUGAGAACAUAAAUACACAAGAAUGUCUGUACCCUACAUUAGAGGAAAUAAAAGCACAAGUGCAUAGAUUAAAAAAUCACAAAUCCCCGGCAGAAGAUUGUAUUCAAGCGGAACUCUUAAAAAAAGGAGGAGAAAAUGUUAUAUGGUGGAUCUGGAAAGUGGCGGUAAUAUGCCCAAUUCACAAAAAAGGAGACAAACAAGACUGCAAUAACUACCGCAGAAUAUCCUUGCUUAAUGUAGUUGAACUCGGGGCUAAGACAAGGAGACAAGGAGAUUUGCUAUCGCCGAUUCUGUUCAACGUGGUGUUGGAAAAGGUUAUUAAGGAAAUGAAGAUUGGCUCUAACGAGGGUAUUAGACUACAAGACAAGUCGAUAAGCCUACUUGCUUAUGCUGACGAUAUUGUAUUGAUGGAAGAGUCUCAGGAUAGAUUGAAGAUUUUAUUCAGUAGACUGCAUAAAGCAGCAUCAAAAGUAGGACUAUGUGUAAACGAAGAAAAAACAGAGUAUAUGUUUUUGAGUAGACUACCUUUUUAUCAGUCCAUAAAAAUAGAUCAAUAUGAAUUUAAAAGGGUAGAACAGUUCAAAUACCUAGGGUCUAUUUUGUCUGAAAAAAAUAAUAUAGCAUUCGAGGUAGCAGCAAGAAUCCAAGCUGGGAAUAAAUGCUAUUAUGGACUGACUAAGGUACUAAGCUCACGAGCAGUAUCGCGAAGAUUGAAAGAACAGUUAUAUACGUCCUUAAUACUAUCGGUGGUACUGUAUGGAUCGGAAACAUGGCCACUCAGAAAAAUGGAUAAGCAAAGAUUCAUGGUCUUUGAAAGAAAAGUGUUACAGAAAAUAUAUGGCCCGGUCAAAGAUGAAAUAACUGAGGAGUGGAGACGAAGAAAGAACUCAGAGCUGGAAACAUCAUACAGCAGUUCAGAUAUAGUGGAGGGCAUCAGAAGCAGAAGACUACGGUGGGCUGGCCAUGCUUGGAGGAGCCAAAAUCCACUAUUACAUGCAGUGAUUGAAUAA